AUCACCAACCUUGAGGACUCAGUGAAGGGGUGGGUUUGUGCGUGUGUGAGGAGGUUGGAGGUGUUGUGCCACAUGUGAGGGGAAAUGUUUGGAGUGUUGUCGUCACUGGUCAGCUCCCCGCAGCCCAGGCAGAGGCAGGGGCAGGGGCAGCCUCCUCAAGUGGGAUACACGCCGGAGGACUCCACACUUCAACUCCCCGCCAGAGGAGAGGACGGCUCCCAGGAUGUAACACCGCCUUAAGGAGAACCCAUCAGUUAAAAUUAAACAGCGCUCAGUUCACGAUUUUUUUCUUUCUUCAAAAUUGUCUUUUUCUUUUACAUUUUUGCAAUGGCAGUUCUGUCCACAUCCGGGCCACACUGCCUUGAUUCCAUUAUUGUGUGAAACUGGCGGAGAGACUGAUAAAUCUUGAUCUUUUCCUCCCCACCUAACGACUCUUUUGUACGCGCCGUGAAGGCUGGAACAAAGAGGUGAUGUCUAACCAAGGAGUUCGACGGAAUGGGCCCGUGAAGCUGCGAUUAACAGUCCUCUGUGCCAAAAACCUUGUCAAGAAGGACUUCUUCCGCCUCCCUGAUCCUUUUGCGAAGGUGGUCGUAGAUGGUUCGGGGCAAUGCCACUCGACAGAUACUGUGAGGAACACACUUGACCCCAAGUGGAAUCAACACUAUGACCUAUACAUCGGGAAAUCAGAUUCUAUCACUAUUAGUGUGUGGAACCACAAGAAGAUUCACAAGAAACAAGGGGCUGGCUUCCUGGGAUGCGUUCGCCUUUUGUCCAAUGCUAUCAACCGCCUUAAAGACACAGGGUAUCAGAGACUAGACUUGAACAAGCUGAGUCCAAAUGACAGUGACACAGUCAGAGGCCAGAUUGUGGUGAGCUUGCAGUCCAGGGACCGGAUAGGCACAGGAGGCCCAGUGGUAGACUGCAGUCGACUUUUUGACAAUGAUCUUCCAGACGGCUGGGAGGAGAGGAGAACCGCAUCGGGACGAAUCCAGUACUUAAACCACAUCACACGCACCACACAGUGGGAGAGGCCGACCAGACCUGCAUCAGAGUACUCAAGCCCUGGGCGGCCACUUAGCUGCAUCGUGGAUGAGAACACUCCCAUUAGCACGAACGGUGCAACACCUACCACAGCAUUGCCACCAAAUGACGGUGACCAACGGGCCCAGGAGAGGCGCGUUCGCUCCCAGAGGCAUCGCAACUACAUGAGCAGAACACACCUGCACACACCUCCAGACCUUCCAGAGGGCUACGAACAGAGGACCACACAGCAAGGCCAAGUGUACUUCCUUCACACUCAGACAGGUGUCAGCACAUGGCAUGACCCCAGAGUACCCAGAGAUCUGAGUAAUGUGAACUGUGAAGAACUGGGUCCGCUUCCUCCUGGAUGGGAGAUAAGGAACACUGCCACAGGGAGAGUAUAUUUUGUGGACCACAACAACCGAACCACACAGUUCACUGACCCACGCCUCUCUGCCAACCUGCAUAGAGUCCUUAACCCAAGCCCCAAUGGCUCACGAGGAGGCAUUGAAAGUCAGAAUGUGAGUCGACAGAACCAGUUGAAGGAUCAGGUCCAGCAGGCUCUGGUGUCUACAGGUCAGCUCCCAGAGGAGGCAGAGUGUCUCACGGUGCCCAAGUACAAGCGAGACCUGGUCCAGAAACUCAAGAUCCUCCGACAGGAACUGUCUCAGCAGCAGCCACAGGCUGGGCAUUGUCGCAUCGAGGUGUCCCGUGAGGAAAUAUUUGAGGAAUCCUAUCGACAGGUGAUGAAGAUGAGGCCAAAGGACCUGUGGAAAAGGCUCAUGGUGAAGUUUCGGGGAGAAGAAGGACUUGAUUAUGGUGGAGUGGCCAGGGAGUGGCUCUAUCUGUUAUCACACGAGAUGUUGAACCCGUACUAUGGACUGUUCCAGUACUCACGUGAUGACAUCUACACUCUGCAGAUUAACCCGGACUCUGCAGUCAACCCUGAGCACUUGUCAUACUUCCAUUUUGUGGGCCGUAUCAUGGGGAUGGCAGUGUUCCAUGGCCACUACAUUGAUGGAGGCUUUACACUACCCUUCUACAAACAACUGCUAGGUAAACCCAUCACCCUGGACGACAUGGAGUCUGUAGACCCGGACCUGCACAACAGUCUCGUCUGGAUCCUGGACAAUGACAUCACAGGCGUGUUGGACCACACCUUCUGUGUAGAGCACAAUGCCUACGGAGAGAUCAUCCAGCAUGAACUCAAGCCCAAUGGAAAGAGCAUGCCCGUCACACAGGACACUAAGAAAGAAUAUGUCCGACUGUACGUCAACUGGCGCUUUCUGCGAGGCAUCGAGGCUCAGUUCCUUGCUCUACAGAAGGGCUUCAAUGAAGUCAUUCCCCAACACCUCUUAAAGGCUUUUGAUGAGAAAGAGCUUGAGCUGAUUGUAUGUGGCUUGGGUAAAAUCGACAUCAAUGACUGGAAGUCCAACACGCGGCUUAAACAUUGCACACCAGACAGUAACAUUGUAAAGUGGUUCUGGAAAGCUGUGGAGUCCUUCGAUGAGGAGCGGCGAGCCCGUCUGCUACAGUUCGUCACAGGUUCUUCCAGGGUUCCACUGCAGGGCUUCAAGGCCCUCCAAGGUGCUGCUGGCCCACGGCUAUUUACCAUCCACCAGAUUGAUGCCAACACCAACAACCUCCCCAAAGCCCACACAUGUUUCAAUCGGAUUGACAUUCCUCCCUAUGAAAGCUAUGACAAACUUUAUGACAAGUUGCUCACUGCCAUUGAGGAGACUUGUGGCUUUGCUGUGGAGUGACUCUGUGAUGAGGCACGGCCCAACAACCAGCAGGUCACUUUUUUUUUGUUUUUUGUUUUUUUACACACACACAUCGAACACACUAUGGUCUUCUUUGUUAUUUGAAAAAAAAAUCUCCGCAGCUGCUAAUAAAUCAGACUAUUUACUAACUUGUGGAACAUGCAGGAUUAGCUGGCUCUUCCUUUUUUCUACGUUCAUUCAAGCAUUUUAAAAAUAACAACUAUUCCAUGUAGCAAGGCUCACUGAACCAACAACUGCAUAUCCAAGAGUGGUGUGUUAGCGAGAGUACAGGGUAAUUAAUGGUUACGGUAACCACUUGGAAACAUUAAUUCUCAAUAUGGAGCGUGCCUUUGACUGCUCACAUGGGAGCGAGCGGUAAUGCCUAGCCAACAGGGAUACUGCAUGUGGGGAUGUGACAAUGAGACUGAAUUUGGCAGACUGAUUUCCAUCCCUCUCCAAAGACAGCAGCAAGGACCCCCAUGAGUUGCUGCACAAGCUGCAUUCCCAUUGUCACCCAUUGUCAACUGGUUUGUUUGAACAUGAAUAUGUGAACAAACGCUUGCGAUGUUAUUUUUAUAUAACAGGGAAAAUGGAAGAGAAUUAGUACAUUUCUAAUAUAUCUAAUUUAUUGCUGAUAUGUCACAUCUCCCCGUUGCCAUUGUUUAUAAAAAUACAGUGUUUAAAUUAUAAAAGGAAUUUGUAAGAACUGAAUUAAGCUUAAUUUCACUCAAAGAAUACAGUAUUUGGGUUUAUUUAACACACUUAUCUUUAAUGGGAGGUAUAUCUUAAAGGCUCACAAAUCAUAAACACACACACGUCUUUGUAAAAGUGAGCAGACCCUUUAAAAUCUACUGAUAUUAUUCUGGAUCUACGAAAGCAACAUGUUUGGUUUGUGAUUUUAAUUGUAUUUUUUUAACCCUUUGGUCAACAGCCACUUUUUUAACUGGGUGUUAUGCAUGAAUUCAAAUGUUUGCUUUUGUGUUUGAAUCCAAUGUCUUUGGAUACCAUGUGGUGUGAAAUAGUAUCAGCAUUUGUCUUUACAUUGGCACCCAUAUACCUAUAUGUAUGUAUAUUGAUUGAUUUCUUUUCAAAGUCCACAUACACUAUCGAUGCCUGUUUGUGGCCCAAAAAAAUUACAAUUCAGCAAGAAUAAAUCUCUUUGCGGCCACAUUCUCAGGGGUUAUAUAUAAUAUGGACUCUUUUUUUUUUUUUGAGAACUAAACAAGCAAAUUUUGACCAUUGUACCUUACUUUCUAAAUGAUGAACGUUUUGGCAUCAACUAAUUGUUGCCUGUCUGAGCACUUGGUUGGAAGUGAGCUGAAUGAGAUGGCCUCCUGCUAUAAUGUUCUGCUAAUAAUGUUACAUUUGUGAGAUUCUUUUCUAUCAUUGGACAUAAAAUUCUUGAAUGUUUCCUAAAAGAUGCUGCCUGUUUAGCAAUCUCUCUGACCGUGGACUGUUCUUAACAUUUGCAUACAUGAAAAAAAGAUGAACUGUUAUGUUGUUCUUUAAUGUAAACAUGUAUGCAAAGUGACAGGUGUCCUCACAUGGUGCUUUGUACAGUAAAAAUAUAUUGUUCAUACAUGUGGAUCAAACAACCUGUAAUUUAUGUUUAACUUAAUUAGAAACUGAUUUUGUUGAAAUGGGGUGAAACAAGUUGCACAAAAACAGAGGGAGGUUGCUCUUGGUAUUAAAUGAUGACCUAAAGGGCAUAUUCUUCCACUUAGAAGUCCAGUGCACAAGCAGAUGGAUCACAUGCACAUCCUACACUACUUUGCUCAAUGCCGCCUUUGCUGCCUCUCACUGAAGAAUUGAACUUCUUAUCAAGAGGUCAAGAGAUACAGCUCUUACCUUUGUGGAUUUGUUUUAUAGCAUGAUCGAUCCACUCGGACUAUUAUCUCUCCUAGCUGACUGAUGCUGUUUGAUGUAUGUGAACACUACCAUUUUGUAAGAGUAUUUUAUUUUUUUGUGUAAGUAGUUUGAAUUAAACUUGCCUUUGUCUAACAAUGUAA
This is a messenger RNA of Phyllopteryx taeniolatus (common seadragon), 4792 nucleotides long. It is a transcript of the gene smurf2, whose product is annotated as SMAD specific E3 ubiquitin protein ligase 2. Bases 471 to 2783 code for a protein of 770 amino acids. Gene Ontology annotation, molecular function: protein binding; ubiquitin protein ligase activity. The record is from RefSeq and is a predicted model, not a curated record. Gene Ontology annotation, biological process: ubiquitin-dependent protein catabolic process; negative regulation of BMP signaling pathway. Lineage: Eukaryota; Metazoa; Chordata; Actinopteri; Syngnathiformes; Syngnathidae. The transcript is spliced from 19 exons.